AUGAAGCGAACAGCAGGAUGCUUGGUUUUGGUUUUUCUCCAGUUUGUAAUGACCAGUGCAGCCACCAUCAACAACAGUCUCGUGACCUGGUGCGCCGUGUCCGACGCGGAGGAGCAGAAGUGUUGGGACCUGGCCAGCAACAUCACAGUGAGAAACAUCCGUGGAAAACUGCAGUGUGUUCGGGGUCAGAGUCCUACAGACUGCAUGCAGAGAAUCAAGAACGGCACGGCCGAUGCUGCCUCCAUGUUCCCCGACGAGAUCUAUACUGCAGGGAUUUGUUACGGGUUGGACGUCGCCGUCGGAGAAUCACUCAACGGAAUCGAUGGCAUCCAUUAUUAUGUGGUGGCGUUGGCACGGAGGUCCUCGGGUGAUCUCUCACUGCUGGAGAUGCAUGAGCGCAGUUCGUGCCACCCGGGUAUGCGCACCACCGUGGGCUGGACGGUGCCCAUCGGCUUCCUUGUCAACACGUCCCAGAUCAGCGUGGACGAGCAGUGCAACUUCCCACACGCCGUGGGGGAUUUCUUCGGCUACAGCUGCGUCCCCGGUGCAAAAGACCCAGAACACGAUCCCCGAGGAAACAAUCCCAGAAACCUUUGCGAGGCCUGCAUAGGUGACGAAAACGACCGGCACAUCUGCGCCAGCAACCCUCGGGAGCGGCACUACGGGGAAGCGGGAGCCCUCAGGUGUGUAGCAGAGAACCUCGGCGACGUGGCCUUUGUGAAACACACCACCGUCUUUGACAAUGUGAAUGGUAAGAACCAGGAAUCGUGGGCUCUGGACAUCGAGCUCGAGGAUCUGAAGCUGCUUUGCCCAGACGGAAGCGAGGCCUCUCCAUCUGAGCAUGAACGUUGCCACCUGGCCGUGGUGCCCGCCAACGCUGUGGUGGUGCGCCUGGAGGAUAAAUGUCGUGUUUACAAGUUUCUGGAACGUGUUCAGAUCGCGUUUGCCAACGCCACGCAGGGUUUCUCGCUCUUCAGCUCGGCGGGGUACGGCCAGCCUGACGUCAUGUUCAGUGACUCCACUCAGAAGCUGCUGAGGGUGAUGGGAACCUACCAGUCUUGGCUGGGACCCAGUUACACCACAAUGCUUCAGGCUUUCGAGUGUGAAGGUUUGUGCUGAUGGACCAUUGAGACCCUGUUUUUCCCCUUUUGCUUCUUCUUCACCUCUUAAAUUCCUCCAGUUGAUCCACGACGACCCUGUUGACUAGUAAACUCGUUCUUAAGUCCAUGUUUUGUUGUCUUCUCCAUCUAUGACUAACGUAGCGGAUGCUUUACCUUUCCCAACACAUGCUAUUCAAUCUGUGAUAACAGAAGGUGGACUGAAGCUGGCGGUGGGUCUCCGAGGCCCCUGAUUCUUUAAAGGGAUUCAUUAUU
Trichomycterus rosablanca is the source of this 1373-nucleotide messenger RNA. It is a transcript of the gene otomp, whose product is annotated as otolith matrix protein. The coding region runs from base 1 to 1119 and encodes 372 amino acids. Gene Ontology annotation, cellular component: plasma membrane; recycling endosome; early endosome. The record is from RefSeq and is a predicted model, not a curated record. Lineage: Eukaryota; Metazoa; Chordata; Actinopteri; Siluriformes; Trichomycteridae. Gene Ontology annotation, biological process: iron ion transport. The transcript is spliced from 9 exons.